Molecule: messenger RNA, 1260 nt
Organism: Xenopus tropicalis (tropical clawed frog)
Lineage: Eukaryota; Metazoa; Chordata; Amphibia; Anura; Pipidae
Gene: plscr1l
Product: phospholipid scramblase 1 like
Exons: 8
Coding region: 552-1235 (227 amino acids)
Source: RefSeq, a predicted model, not a curated record
GAAAUGACGGGUAAAUAGAAGUUCACGGAAGGUAUUUCAUGGACAAUUACACAGAGUAAAGCACAGUACGUCUGUAAGAGCAGGUGGAAGCUAUAUCAAUCAGGAGUCUCUUUGGCAUAUUUUUCUUGGAGAAGAAAACCCAACAGGCCCUGGACCUGGUGACAAGUGACCGCACCCAUCCACCUACUGCCCUGGGACUAUUUACAAAUACAGUUUCCUGCAGUUACACAACUCUUUUUAGGUGUCCCAUUAAAGCACUGGAGAGACACCAGCUUUCUAUGCAAGGAGAGCGAGAACUUUGACUAAACAGGUAGGACCAAGGCUUUUGGAAGCUUCUCAGAAACCCGUCCAUUGUUCAAGGGGAAAGUUACUUGACUACAAAUGCGCCACAGAGCUCUGCCUCAGCCAGUUUAACACCAUGACCAUCUGCAAACACCGGUCAGGAAACUCACUAUCUAGCGAAGUGCGUGCAACCUGGGGAUCUACUUUGUGUUCUCUUGUAUUUUAGGUCAUAAACCAGAAACCUCCUCCUCCUCCUCAUCCUGUGAGAAAUGUCCAACAAUGUACAAGACCCUGCUAUGCCCAUCCAGAUGCAGCCUCAGUGGCACAGUGUAUCUGGGACCCCUCAGGAGUAUUCAGGGCCCCAUCCUAUCGUACCCCCAGGGCUUGAACCGCUUCUGGAGGUGGAUGAAGUAACAUUGGAUGGAAACGUUAUCCAGAGCCCUGGGGGGAGAAUCCUAUAUUCUAUACACGAGGACUGGAAGUGCUGUGGGACCCCGCUAAUACUCAAGUUUGAAGACCCCUGUAGACAGGAAGUUGUACAUGCCCAUUUAUUGCCGGAAAGAGGAGGCUACAGUGUCUACAAGGAGCUGCAGAUAGAAGCUCCGCCUCCUCAUCCAGUUGGCUUUGUUAGACACAAUCAUACAGCUAUUUACGAUGGCCUGAAAUUCUUCAUCCAGGAUGGCCAGAGGAAGCCCUUAUUCAAAUCCGACAUCAGCUUUUCUACCUUUUGCAACAACUCCAUUGAGAUAGGCCUGAUAGGCAGCGCUCAUGUUGUAAGCAGCAUAACGAAGCCUGAAGCAAAGGGUUUCCCAGUUCGUAUACAGUUCCCCAGGGACCUGCAGGCUAAAAUGAAAGCUGUGAUCAUUGUGACCUACCUCUAUAUGAACUACUGGGUUGAUGAGAUUAACAGAGCAGAAUGUGCUGCUGCCGACCCGGAGGGAGGAGGUGGUUGAGGUGGAGUUGGUGGAGGAUGUUAUU